CACACGGACAUACACACACGGACAUACACACACGGAGACACACAGCAAGGCGAGACGCGACCUUGCAGACCGCUAUUCGUUCACGCGGGACAGGACACAGGGGGAGGAAGGCAGUCAGACACAGACAGACACAAAGACACACAGACACACAGACAGACACAGACAAACACACAGACAGACACAGACAGACACACAGACAGACACAGACAGACACACAGACAGACACAGACAAACACAGAGACACACAGGCAGACACAGACAGACACAUAUAGAGACAGGCACAGACAGACACACAGACAGACACACAGACAGACCUACCCGCAAGAGACGUGCGUAACACACAGCCACCUCAAACGUCGAGUCAAAGACAGACAGACACACGAAGACACACACGGAGAGACACACACGGAGACACACACACACACACAGAGACACACACACACACAGACACACACAGAGACACACACGGAGACACACACAGAGACACACACACACACAGAGACACACACACACACAGAGACACACACACACAGAGACACACACGGAGACACACACACAGAGACACACACACACACAGACACACACAGAGACACACACACACAGACACACACAGAGACACACACGGAGACACACACACAAAGACACACACGGAGACACACACGGAGACACACACGGAGACACACACAGACACACAACCAUGCGUCCCUUUGGCUGAGAGUGCGACGGGAGCCAGGUUUGUGCACCACGGCGAGAAGGAAGAGGGGGGACACGGAGAGACGGGGACGUAGGGGAACAACAACAACAACCAAAACAACAACCACAACAACAAAAUAAACAUGAGAGAGGGUGUCAGAUAGGAGGUUCGCAGGUUGGAGAGAGCGGAGAUCAAAGUGAGUGCGAAGUCACAGAGAGUUUGUAGAGCGAGAACGAGGCUGCCGCUGCUGCUGCUGGUGGUGCUGGUCUCAAGAGGAGCUGUGGAACAGAUCGCGUGGUUCGGAACGCGAUGCCCAGGUCGGCUCGCUGUUCGGAUCAACGGGCACCCAACCCCGCCGACACCGAGAGAGACAAAGGUGGCAGUGAGAGCGACGGCCUCGACCGGUGCAGCGACACCGCCAAUAUCUCCAACAACGCCGCCGCCACCACCUCCACUACCACCACCACCAUCAUCGCCACGACAACGCCAAAUAUGACGGCAGUGAAAUCGGCCAAGAAGAGGCCACUGGCGAUGUCAUCAUCAUCGUCGUCUCUCUCAUCAUCAUCAUCAUCUCUCUCAUCAUCAUCAUCGUCAUCCCCCUCUUCCUCCUCCUCCGCCACGGCUGUGGGGAGGAGGAGGCGCCGGGCUCGAGCCCUGCCUGGGGCGAGCCGCCAGCGGCAGGCGGCCAACGCUCGCGAGAGAGACCGCACGCACAGCGUGAACUCCGCCUUCAGCGCACUGCGGACGCUCAUCCCGACCGAGCCCGCCGACAGGAAACUCUCCAAGAUCGAGACUCUGCGCCUCGCCUCCAGUUACAUCUCGCACCUGGGCAACGUGCUUCUCAAGGGGCAAGGCCAUGGCGAUGGUGGUGGUGGUGGUGGGGAGGACGAGGAUGAUGGUGAUGAUGAUGGUGAUGAUGAUGGUGAUGAUGGCGAGAGUGGAGUUGGCUUUUGCUGUCAUGGCAGACGCGGCCACGUGCAGCUGUUGAAUGGGCACGGAGACCCUGCGCCCAGAGCGAUCUGCACCUUCUGCCUGAGCAGCCAACGCAAGAUGGGUCGCGACAUGGAACGACGCAAGGGGUCAUGCAGUUGAUGGAGUUGACGAGGUGGGGGGUGGGUGGGGUGGACGAGAGGGGGGGGGGG
This is a messenger RNA of Lethenteron reissneri (Far Eastern brook lamprey), 1836 nucleotides long. RefSeq names its product basic helix-loop-helix transcription factor scleraxis-like. The record is from RefSeq and is a predicted model, not a curated record. Gene Ontology annotation, molecular function: RNA polymerase II transcription regulatory region sequence-specific DNA binding; DNA-binding transcription factor activity, RNA polymerase II-specific; protein dimerization activity. Gene Ontology annotation, biological process: developmental process; regulation of transcription by RNA polymerase II. NCBI's taxonomy places the organism in Eukaryota, Metazoa, Chordata, Hyperoartia, Petromyzontiformes, Petromyzontidae.